Messenger RNA from Adineta steineri, 1020 nucleotides. Lineage: Eukaryota; Metazoa; Rotifera; Eurotatoria; Adinetida; Adinetidae. The record is from the annotation of a GenBank genome assembly.
AUGUCUACAAUAACCGAUAUUAGUAAUACUAAUUUUACUGAUAUAACCGGUAGAGCAACAGAAAGACUUAUACAAAAUAUCCCAACAUUAAUUAAUCAAAGAAAAAGUCCUAUGACUUUACAACGACAAGAAAUCAAGGAACGUUUAGAUGCUGGAUCACAUCAGAAAACAAUUAUUGAUUUAGAUGAAAUCAUCGAAAAAUGGAUAUGGAAAAUGUGGGAAUUAUCAAAACGUAAUCGUGAAGAUUCAAAAUAUCGUCGUGAAGAACUUGAUGUUAAAAUUAAUUGGAAACGUGCAAAUUUUUGGCAAUCCGAAGCUGUUUUUGCUCAUCCAAAUCAAAAGCAUUUACCUAAGUCACAGAUAUUAUUUAAAACACAUUUUUCAAAUAAUACUGAUUGUGAACAAGAAUAUUCAUUACGUGCUGAACGUUCAACUGUAACAACAUUAAGUUUUACAUUUACACGUGGUUUUACAAAAGAAAAAGAAGGUUCAGUUAAAUUUAAAUUACCAAAUGAAGUUUUAGAAGUUGGUGGUGGUCUUCGACAUGAACAACGUGUUGAUUAUGGAAAAGAUUCAACAUUUGAAACACUUAUGCUCUGGUCAGCUAAUUCAGCUAUUCGUGUUUCACCACAUUCAAAAGCAAAUGCUGAGUUAUGUAUAACUGAAGAAGAAUAUUCAGCUGAUUUUUCUAUUGAAGUACGUUUUAGUGGUCGAAUAUCUGCAAUGAUUAGUACAAGAAAUAAUACAGGUGGUUAUUAUAAAUAUAUGGAAGGUGAUUUAGCAACAAUAUUUUCUGAUGCAUUACGUUCGGGAAAUUCUGGUAUAAGUUCUGGUCAAUUUGAAGUUCAUGAACAAACACAAACAGUUCGAACAGUUAUGUUAGGAAAAUGUGCAUUUCGAUAUGGUAUUGAACAAUAUGUUAAUGUUGAACAAGAAAAAUUAACAGAUUUAUCAUCAUCAAUAACUAAUGAACCACCACCGAAAUAUCGUCCAGUAUUUUCAUCUCAUAAUAUUCAUUGA